This is a messenger RNA of Daucus carota subsp. sativus, 2062 nucleotides long. Its product is annotated as cyclin-D5-1. The coding region runs from base 359 to 1288 and encodes 309 amino acids. The record is from RefSeq and is a predicted model, not a curated record. The transcript has 5 exons. Gene Ontology annotation, molecular function: cyclin-dependent protein serine/threonine kinase regulator activity. Gene Ontology annotation, cellular component: cytoplasm; nucleus; cyclin-dependent protein kinase holoenzyme complex. NCBI's taxonomy places the organism in Eukaryota, Viridiplantae, Streptophyta, Magnoliopsida, Apiales, Apiaceae. Gene Ontology annotation, biological process: mitotic cell cycle phase transition; regulation of cyclin-dependent protein serine/threonine kinase activity.
CAUGAUAUUAUUUUUAUUGAAAGAAUUUAAUAGAAGAUGAUGGUAAAAAAUUAAGGAGAGAAUCAAGAAAUGAUAUCAGAAUAUAUCUCCACUUAUUUUGGCGCCAUUAAUAUCGGUGCUAUAUGUAUGCCGCACUUCCUAGAUUUUCUUUGCUUGUAGAAUGUAGGUUGAGAGAGAGAGAGAGACAAAGAGAGAUUGGGAGAGAUAGGGAGGGAGAGAGAGAGAGAGAGGGAGGGGGGGAGAGAGAGAGAGAGUGAGGGAGAGAGAGGGAGAGAGAGACAGAGAGAGGGACGGAGAGAGAGACAGAGAGAGGCACGGGGAGAGAGAGAGAGAGAGAGAGAGAUAACAGCCUAGUUUCAUGGCGGGUUCGCAUGCUAUUCCUUUUACUCUUGAUCAAGCCAACAGUUUAGAUGAUGAAAAAGGUGAACAACAGAAAGACAUGGAUAUGUUUUUUAGAAACCCAUGUGAUGAAGAUGAUGAUGAAUAUAUUCAACUAUUGUUACAUCGAGAACUCAGUAGCCAAUCUUCUUUGGUGAUUACUACUGGUGACUGGAUUGCGGGUGCUCGUUCGGAUUCGAUCAAAUGGAUCUUCAAUGCAAUAACAUUGAUGGGGUUUCAACUUCACACAGCAUAUUUAUCGGUGACUUAUUUUGAUAAAUUUCUUUCCCUGAGAAUGAUAGAUGAUGAGAAGUACUGGGCUGUAAGAUUAUUAUCAGUGGCUUGUUUAUCUAUCGCGGCAAAGAUGGAGGAAUGCAAUGUUCCUUUGCUCGCGGAUUUUCCAAUGGAAGAUUAUAAUUUUGAGAGCAAAACGAUACAGAGGAUGGAGUUUCUGGUAUUGAAUACAUUGGAAUGGCAAGUGAAUUUUAUCACUCCUUUUCGCUAUCUUCAUUAUUUCAUUUCUAAAUUUCGGCACAAGAAUGAACCAAGAAAUGUGGUGCCAAUACAUCUCAUAUUUGCAGUAGUUAAAGAUGUGAAUUUAAUGAAUCAGAGAUCAUCUGUCAUAGCUGCAGCAGCCACAUUGUUGGCACUCGACGAAAAUCUCACAAGGCAGGGCCUAGAAACUAAUAUUAAUUCUUUUGCUGAUGGGAUUCUCAAUAUUGAGGAUGUGUAUCGUUGUUAUAAGCGAAUGCAGGAACUUAGUGCGGAUGAAACUAACUUAGUCCUGGACAAUCCUGCUUCAACACCGAUUCGACUGAUAGAGCCUAAUGCUUAUGAAAAUUCUUUGGUUACUCCUGUUAUGAACACCAGACGUAAGAGACUUGAGUUCAGCGAGUGUGAUCAAGAUUAAAACACGUGUCAUGGGUAGAAAUUUACCGAACAAGUUAGUAUUUAUGUUCCUUCUCUGCAAUGAUAUAUGAUCUGAGAUUUUCCACAAUGUCCUGAUUAAUUUAAAAAAAUACGAAAAAUAAGGUCGACAAAAAUGGAAUGCAAAGCCAAGAAUGGUGCAAAUGUGGUUUCUGAAAACAGGCCUUCAAAAAGCUAGUGAUUCUCUAGUUUGGCUCUCUGCUCAGUAUAUUUUCAGUUCCAUUAUCAUUAUUUUUCACCUUUCACUUUACAUAGGUGUGAAAAACCUACAAAAAUGAUUCUUGUAAUCCCAACUUUUGUUGGGUGUGCAAGGGAUGCUUACUUUAGGCUUUGGAAAUGCUGUGAAAAGGAAAGCAAUGAGAGGCUCAGGGUUUCUUUUUCAGGGGUUGUGAAGCUGUUUUUUUAUCUGUUUGGGUCAUUUGAUGCAUGUUGGUCUUCAUCAUAAAGGUGGGUAUUUGAUUGGAUUUGUAAAUGUUUGGAGAACAUUUGCUUUUUUACAGAGUGGAGUGGCCUCUGUUUCUUACAUUUUUUUUUAUGGCAAGAUUUUCAAGGGGAUCUAAGGUUUCUUUCAUUAACUUACGAUUCUUUGUGGAAUGAAGAUAAGUUCUUGGAACGAUAUGUGAUUUUAGUGAUGCAAUUUUUUUUCUCAGUACUUUAAUAGUUUGAGUAAUGUUUUUACACGCUUUUGCUUAGAUUGGUUUUAUGCAUGUCAUGUAGCGAGAAAUUGACUCAUUAGAGACGGUUUUAAGUUCGAGUU